Molecule: messenger RNA, 792 nt
Organism: Purpureocillium lilacinum
Lineage: Eukaryota; Fungi; Ascomycota; Sordariomycetes; Hypocreales; Ophiocordycipitaceae
Biological process (GO): NADH dehydrogenase complex assembly; mitochondrial electron transport, NADH to ubiquinone
Cellular component (GO): mitochondrion
Source: RefSeq, a predicted model, not a curated record
AUGAAGGCCACCGGGCCGUUGCUCGCCAAGGGCUUCCUGGCGCGCAGUGUUGACGAGCUUAAGCGCCGCUCGAGCAUAGCAUGGAAACUCGAGGCAGUCAAAGGCCCGUCGGGGCCUCGGCCGCUCUACGACUUCCACACUCGGGCCGCAGUCAACGACUGUAUAAUCAUGUCCGACAACCUCAUCGGCGGAUCGUCCGAAAGCAACCUUGACUUUGUCGAUCGACGCGAUACGAAUACAGAUACUUCCUCAAGCGUCCAAACGUCGUCCCCGGCCGGCUACGCGCGAUUCCACGGCCGAAUCUCCACGUCUCUCCCGCAAGGCCGGCCCAACAUCCAGCGCAGCGGCUACGCGGCGUUUCGCACUCCCGACCAACCCCCGACGAUUUUUGGCAAGGCCGUAUGGGACAUUGACCCCUACACCUACCUUGCCAUGAGGAUCAAGUCCGACGGGAGGGCAUACUUUAUAAACCUGCAGACGGAGGCGGUUGAGCCGACCGACCUGCAUCAACAUCGGCUGUUCGCGAAACGGCCCGGCCAUUGGGAGACUGUCAUGGUCAAAUGGAAUGAUUUCGUGCGGACGAACCACGGGUUCGUUGUAGAACCACAGACGGAGCUCCUGAGGCAAAAGGUCAGGAGCGUUGGCAUCGGCCUGACGGACCGAAUCGAGGGUCCAUUCGAGCUCUGCAUAGCCCAAGUCUGGGCCACAAACCAUGUCACGGAGGGCGCAACUGUUGUCACAUCCGAGGAGAGUGGGUUGAAGAAUCGCAAAGGGGAAAAGAUUCACUGGUAA